Loa loa (African eye worm) is the source of this 876-nucleotide messenger RNA. RefSeq names its product calcyphosine isoform a. NCBI's taxonomy places the organism in Eukaryota, Metazoa, Nematoda, Chromadorea, Rhabditida, Onchocercidae. Bases 38 to 649 code for a protein of 203 amino acids. The transcript has 4 exons. The record is from RefSeq and is a predicted model, not a curated record. Gene Ontology annotation, molecular function: calcium ion binding.
UUUAGGUAAUUCAGUGGUGAACAUUCGCCCCGGAACAAUGAGUGAAGAAGAGCUUAAAAUGAAAGCUUUAAAAGAGUUGCAAACAGCCAAGGAUCCUAUAGAACGGUUGCGACUGCAAUGCUUAGUACGUGGAAAUGCUGGGAUAAAAUCUUUGGGAAGGUCAUUCCGAGUUAUGGAUGAUAACAGCAACCGUACGUUGGAUUUUGAAGAAUUCAAGAAAGGUUUACAUGACUUUGGUAUGGAUUCAACUGAUGAAGAAAUUAAGGAGAUAUUCAAGAAAUUUGAUAAAGACGGUUCUGGUUCCAUCGAUUUCCAUGAAUUUCUUUUGAAACUUAGGCCACCAAUGUCGAAAGCUCGUUUAACGCUGAUCGAUGCAGCAUUCAAAAAAUUGGAUAAAACUGGAGAUGGCAUAAUUACAGUGGAUGACAUGAAGGGUGUUUAUCAUGCCGAACGACAUCCAAAGUAUAUUUCCGGUGAGAAGACUCGUGAGGAUAUCUUCAAUCAGUUUCUCACUAAUUUCGAAAUGACAGGACAUACUGAUGGGAAGGUAACAAAAGAAGAGUUUUUGAAUUACUACUGCGGUGUAUCAGCUUCUAUUGAUAAUGAUACUUAUUUUGAUUUGAUGAUGCGAAACGCUUGGAAACUUUGACAAAUAUUAUCAUUACGAUGGUGUCAUAUCACUGCUUAUAGCAAUUUUUGCAAUAGUAUCACAAAAUCAUUCAAUAUAUUAGUCAGUGAGGGCUCUCGAUGAUAAAAGAUUAACCAGUUUGAGAGAUUAAAUAUAAGCUUUAGAAACCGUGCUGUGAUUUACCAGAAUCAUUUUUCGUUCUUUAUUCCUGCUGCAUAUCUGAUAUUCUAAAAGCCGGUAUAUGAAAG